Triplophysa rosa is the source of this 4519-nucleotide messenger RNA. It is a transcript of the gene pde11al, whose product is annotated as phosphodiesterase 11a, like. The transcript is spliced from 20 exons. NCBI's taxonomy places the organism in Eukaryota, Metazoa, Chordata, Actinopteri, Cypriniformes, Nemacheilidae. Gene Ontology annotation, molecular function: protein binding; 3',5'-cyclic-nucleotide phosphodiesterase activity. The coding region runs from base 166 to 2907 and encodes 913 amino acids. The record is from RefSeq and is a predicted model, not a curated record. Gene Ontology annotation, biological process: signal transduction.
AAAGAGGAUGCGUGUGUGUGGAGAAAAGCUGGAGAGCAGAGCUAUGUAGAUGGCUUAUGGAUGGGUGAAGCGUGAAGCGCAGCAUACAGUGAGGUGAGGAUUUGGUCCAAACGUUAAGGAGACACAAUCUCAAAUCUGUUUAAAUAACUGCUUGGCUAUAUCGACAUGACCAAUUUUGAUUUUUCCGACGUGGAGGCAUUUUUAGACUGCCACCCGGAGCUUUUUGAGGAAUAUCUCAUGAGGAAGGGAAAAAGUGACACCUUGAGCAGGUGGCUUAAAGAGCACCAGCCGUCCAAAACCUCUCCGGUGGAGGAGAAGCGCGGAGUCGCCAGGGAUCCGUUCUGGCCCUCGAACCCCGAUGGGCUGAAGCGCAGGUCGUCCCACAUGGAGCUCCGUAGAAACUUCGCCCGGUCCAAAGCGAUGACGGCGCACCGGACCUACGACGAACAGUCUCAGUCCAGCAUGCGACGGCGCGCGCUCCUGCGGAAAGCCAGCUCGUUACCACCGACCACCGCUCACAUCCUGAGCGCGCUGCUGGAGUCCAGAGUGAACGUGCCUCAGUAUGCCUCCAGCGCCAUCGACUACAAAUACCGCCUCAAGGAGUCCAACGAGAGGGAGUUCUUCCUCGAGCUCGUUAAAGACAUUUCUAACGAGCUUGACAUGACAAAUCUGAGUUACAAGAUUUUGAUCAAUGUGUGUAUCAUGGUCGACGCGGACAUGUGUUCGCUCUUCCUCGUCGAGGGUCCGUUUCAUAAGAGGACCCUCGUGUCAAAGUUUUUUGAUGUGCAUUCGGGAACUACGGUGCGACCGUCUUCUAGCACACUUGAUUCAAACGAGGUGCAGGUUCCGUGGGGAAAAGGCAUCAUAGGCUAUGUAGCAGAACACGGAGAGACAGUCAAUAUACCGAACGCAUACGAGGACCAUCGUUUCAGCGAUGAAAUUGACAAGUUGACGGGCUAUAAGACUCAGUCCAUUCUGUGCAUGGCCAUCCACAACAGUGAUGGAGAGGUCAUUGGUGUAGUGCAGGCCAUCAACAAGAACCCCAAUGGAACUCCAUUCACUGAGGAUGAUGAGAAGGUGAUGCAUAUGUAUCUACCAUUCUGCGGAAUAUCGAUCUCCAAUGCCAAACUCUUCUCUGAAUCCCGUAAGGAGUAUGAUAGGAGCAGGGCCCUGCUGGAGGUGGUGAACGAUCUGUUUGAGGAACAGACGGAUCUGGAGAAGAUCGUGAGGAAGAUCAUGCAGCGUGCGCUGACGUUGCUACAGUGUGAGCGCUGCUCCGUUCUUCUGCUAGAAGACAUCCACUCCCCUGUGGUAAAGUUCUCCCAGACAUUUGAGCUCAUGUCUCCACUCUGCAGUGUUGAUCAUGACAUAAGCAUGGAGAAGGUGUCGUGCUCUGACUGGUUGAUCAAUAACAGCAUUGCUGAGUUGGUAGCAUCUACUGGGCUACCCGUUAACAUUAGUGACGUCUGUCAGGAUCCCCGUUUUGAUGCUGAAGCAGACCAGGCUUCUGGUUUUCAUAUCAGAUCAGUUUUGUGUGUCCCCAUCUGGAAUCGAACACAUCAGAUUAUCGGUGUUGCCCAGAUACUGAACCGCUUGGAUAGGAAAACCUUUAAUGAUGCAGAUCAAAGGCUGUUUGAGGCAUUUGUUAUUUUCUGUGGUCUGGGAAUUAACAACACAAUGAUGUAUAACCAGGUUAAGAAGACUUGGGCCAAGCAGUCCGUGGCUUUAGAUAUGCUGUCCUAUCAUGCUACGUGCUCCAAAGCAGAGGUUGAUCGGCUGAAGGCCGCUAAGAUCCCCCUGAGCAGUGAGCUCGGGAUCGAUGAGUUCCACUUUAAUGACUUUUCCCUGGACAACGAUGCCAUGAUCACCGCCUCCCUGCGGAUGUUUUUGGAGCUUGGCGUCGUGCAGAAAUUCAAAAUUGAUUAUGAGGUGCUGUGCCGGUGGCUGCUUACCGUGAGGAAGAACUACCGCACCGUAGCGUAUCACAACUGGAGACACGCCUUCAACGUCUCGCAGUGCAUGUUUGUCAUGAUCACCACUGCCGGGUUCCAGGAGGUGCUGACAGACACAGAGACUCUGGCUCUUAUGGUUGGCUGUCUCUGCCAUGACCUGGACCAUCGUGGAACAAAUAAUGCCUUUCAGGCCAAGUCUGGCUCUGCACUGGCGCUCUUAUAUGGAACAUCUGCCACACUUGAGCAUCAUCAUUUCAACCAUGCUGUCAUGAUUCUACAGAGUGAGGGUCACAACAUCUUUGCCAAUCUGUCCUCUAAGGAGUACAGCAACAUGAUGCAGCUGUUGAAACAGGCAAUUCUGGCCACAGAUCUCACCUUGUACUUCAAAAGGAGAACAAAGUUCUUUGAAUGUGUUCUGUCUGGCCAGUUCAGUUGGAGCAAUGAGGAACACAGAGACAUUAUUAGAUCUAUGCUGAUGACUGCAUGUGACUUGGGUGCUGUGACUCGACCAUGGGAGAUCUCUAAACAGGUGGCUGAACUGGUGACCAGUGAAUUUUUUGAACAGGGGGACAGAGAGAGAUCAGAGCUGAAGUUGACUCCAGCAGCCAUUUUUGACCGCAAUCGUAAAGAUGAGCUUCCUGAACUGCAGUUGGAAUGGAUUGAUGGGAUCUGUAUGCCCCUGUAUGAGGCUCUUGUGAAGUUGAAUAGGAAGCUACAGCCAAUGGUGGAUGGAAUAGAUGCCAACAGAAAAAAGUGGGAGGAGCUCUGUCUGUCCUAUCAGCAAACACGGAGAGCCUCAAAGUGUAACAGCAGUCUGGAGGCGGGAGAGAAUACAGAAGCGUGUCACUGUGCAGACUCCGCCCAUGAGCCGGAAUCAAGUCAGUGUGAAGCAACCAAUCAGAGCACAGACUCCACCUACAGCGUGGAGCCAAAUCAGACCCCAGCAGCCAAUUAGAAAUCAGAGGUGGUAUGAGGGCGUUAUCAGAUUCAUGGGGACUGAUAGCCAAUCAAUAUUUUCUAUUGAGAUUAAUGUAGUUACUGUAUUUAAAGCACAUUUAAAAAAAGAUCUAUUUCUAGUUUCUAGUUAAAAUGAAUGGUUUUACCAAGGAUCCAAAUUUACACUAGAUUAUUCAUAUAAAUUUGUUUUAUUUUAUCUAAAAGAGAUAUGGCAUUUGUACUGUGAAUAUGUGCAGAAAAUUCAGAUGCACUACAUUUAAAUGCUCACAUAAUGUUAUGCUGUCAACAAACAGGGAGUUUCACCGAAUUGUUUCACAAACAGCAUAAACCAAGCACUGAUUUGAUGAAUGUACAAAUUAAUAUCACUGUGAUGUUUUACUGGUGUUUCUUCUUUGAGACUUGCAUGAAAUCACUGUAACAUGGUUACAACGGCUGAUUAGUUUAUAAUUGUAUAGUAAACUUUUUCAAAAUGGAAAAGCACAGAAAGAAAUACAAUACAACCACAAUUACAUGUUUGACAAGUGCAUAAAUAUUGUUUGCGUAGGCAUCCUCUCAGAAUAUAUGUUGCACAGGAAUGCAUACCAACUGGUUAAAUGAUAGAAAAAUCUGAGAAUAAAUGGGUUUUAAACAGGUUUUUAAGUUAGCUAUAGUUUCAGGAAUAUCAUGAGAUCAGAAGUGUACUGAUAAUGACAUUAGAUCCAUAGUUGUCCUUGGAUAAAGUUUUACCACCCUUUAAGUAUAGACCACUUUAAAAGAUGGUAAGCAGAAGCACUUUCAGUUUCGGUUUUUAUUUAUCUAAUUUAAAAAUCUUACAUUUAUUAUUUAAUCUUAAGGUAUUCGUUAAACAUUUUUUGGUUUGGUUAUAAAUGUUCUAUUGGUGGUAUUUUGUUAAAACGUUUGUGUAACUGAGACAGCAUUGAACCAGCGUUCUUUACGUCAAUCUAAGAGGUCUAUAUUUGUUUGUCAUAUUUUUUAUAAAGGUUUUCGAUUAAGUGACUAACCAAAGUGAACUAUAAACUGAAAGCCGGUUGCAUGCAAAACAAAAAUAUGUUGUUGGCAUGUGAGCUGUAUAUUUUUGUUACAUGUUACUGUAAAAUGUUUGUAUGUGAAAUUUAAGUAGUUCGCUAAAGCUUUGUUUUGAAUGCAUAACAAACGUUACAGUAAAUGGUCACGAAUUGCAUGCUGCAUACAAGGAAAAACAGUAGCUUCCUGCUUUAAAUGGGAAUUGUGUUGCAGUCUUACUACUAAUGUCUGUCAGCGUGCACAAAGAAUAGAUUAUCUGCUCCUUUCAUCUGCCUUAUUCAAAUGAAACAAUUAUUUUUGCAUUGAUUCAUAAUGGCUCAACAUUUGGGAAAAUGAACCAUUUUUAAUCAUCUCUUGAAAAGAAAGAAAAGAAACCUAAAUAGCUUUUUAUAUUUUAUUAGCUAACAUAAAAUGUUCAUAUACUGUAUCAUACUUGGUGCCUCAGCAAGUCUCUUCUUUCUAUGGCUCUUAUGCCCAUUGUAUGUCAAAUGAAUGACUAAAUUACUGUGUGGUUUCUAAGGAGUGCACAUGAGGCUUGUCUUGCCAGGCUGGUUGCUGGUCAUUUUCCUCAGGCUGAUUUGUAAAUA